Messenger RNA from Oryzias latipes (Japanese medaka), 4181 nucleotides. Lineage: Eukaryota; Metazoa; Chordata; Actinopteri; Beloniformes; Adrianichthyidae. The record is from RefSeq and is a predicted model, not a curated record.
CAAGGCUAGAGCUGCAUAUGUACAAAUGGAUAUUGAUGAGGCCCUGGAUUAUGAUAAUGUUAAAGCUGCAAUUUUGUCAAAGUUUAACAUCAACCCAGAGAACUACAGACAAAGAUUUCGUUCUCUGGAGAUACAUGCUGAUGAAAGCCCAAGAGAGCUUUAUGCCAGGCUCAAAGAGCUCUACCUGAAGUGGAUCCAGCCAAUGGGUGUGGAUACGAGAACAUAAGCCAGAGUCAGCAGCAGAAGCUGCUAAGAUGGCAGAGGUGUUUGUUGCUGCCCGCCACAGGGGACAACCAUGGAGUUAUACUGCCUGGAAGGAGAAAGAUGGCAACAACCCAGCUCCUCAGUAUCGGCAACGAGCAGCCAGUAAUGUGGGUGUGCAGUCGGUAAGGGGAGGCCAACCAGCCAGAGUACCAAUUUGCUAUCUAUGUGGAGUAGAAGGACACACCAAACCCAUGUGUCCUAAAAAGACAAAGCUCACUCAAAUGUGUGUGGCUCCACGCUUUGAAGCACCUGAGGGGCCUCCGGUGGGAGUGAAGUUGACACCUGUAGAAGUAAAUGGAGAAUUAAUGACUGCUCUCAUUGAUACUGGCAGCGACCAGACUCUGGUGCAUCAGCAAUUCAUCUCACCUCAUCUGAUCACUACAAAAACAAUCCCAGUUUGUUGUGUACAUGGAGAUAAGAAAUCCUAUCCCACAGCAGAUGUCUACAUCAAAAUUGCAGAUCAAACGUAUCUAUUAAAUGUUGGAGUUGUUGAUAAACUGCCUUUUCCUGUUGUGUUGGGUUUAGACCUCCCUGUACUAUUUGAUUUGCUGGACACUGACCAUUCAUGUUAUGUUGCAGUGACAAGGGCGAGAGCUAAGCAUGUGGAACCACUUCCAACACUUAGUGCUCUACCUUUCUUUGAUGCAGACUUGGAGGCUACACCCGGGAAGUCUCGUAAGUCCCGUAAGCAAAGGAGGAAGGAGAAGUUCCAACACACUGCUGUUAAAUUCUCUGAUGACCCUGAGCCAGAAUUGCCGUUAAAUUUCAGAAUCCCAGACAACAUUGUUGAAAUGCAAUGCAGUGACCCAACCCUAAAACAUCUUUUCCAGAGGACGGAGGAGAAAAACACGGAGACUAUGCAAAAUCAUGGUGGAGAAAACUUUGUUCUGAGGAAAGGCAUUCUCUAUCGCCAGCAGGGGUCAGCAUUUAAACUAGUGGUUCCUGAGGCUGUCAGAGAAAUUGUGCUGACUUUAGGACAUUCAGUUCCCUGGGCUGGCCACUUGGGGAAGCACAGAACCAUGAACCGCAUUAGGAAACAUUUCUACUGGCCUGGCUUGAGUAAGGAUGUUGCAGUUUUUUGUAAAACUUGCCCUCAGUGCCAACUAACUUCUACCAGAGUCCCCUCCAAAGCUCCUCUACAACCAUUACCAGUGAUUAGCACCCCGUUUGAGAGGAUAGGAAUGGACAUUGUUGGACCAUUAGAAAGAAGCAAAUCGGGCAAUAGGUACAUGUUGGUGAUAACUGAUUAUGCCACCAAAUACCCGGAGGUGUUCCCUUUAAAGACCAUAAAGGCUAGAGAAGUUGCCUAUUGCCUGGUGCAAUUUUUUUCCAGAGUUGGGUUGCCUCUGGAGAUCUUAACUGACCGGGGUACCAAUUUUUUGUCCACGUUGCUGUCACAAGUAUACCAACUUUUGGGCAUCAAAAGCUUAAGAACCACUGCGUACCAUCCUCAAACAGAUGGCCUUACAGAGCGCUUCAAUCAAACCAUUAAGCAAAUGCUAAGGAAAUUUGUCAAUGAGUCUGGAACAGAUUGGGAUAAGUGGUUGCCAUACCUGUUAUUUGCGUACAGAGAAGUACCACAAGCCUCCACUGGUUUUUCUCCAUUCGAACUGUUAUACGGACACGAAGUGAGAGGCCCUCUCUCUCUGCUCAAAGACAUGUGGGAAGGGGAUCGGCCUCAUUCAGAGACUGUUAAUGUUGUUUCUUUUGUUGUUCAGAUGCGGGAACGGCUGGAAAAAAUGAGUGAGCUGGCCCAAGCUCACAUGGCAGAGGCUCAAAAACAGCAGAAGGUCUGGUAUGAUCGAUCAGCUCGUCAGCGGUCAUUCAGUCCUGGCCAGAAGGUGCUUGUUCUUCUUCCCAGCAGCGAUAGCAAGUUGCUCACAAAAUGGCAAGGCCCCUUUGAGGUUUUGCAGAGAAUUGGGCAGACCACCUAUCGUGUCUCAACACCUGGACAAUCACGCUCCACCCGCCUACUUCAUGUUAAUCUCCUGAAAGAGUGGGUGGAAAGGGCUGAAAAGGAACAACAAGUUCUGCUUAUCAGAAGGAUCCCGGAAGAGGAUGAGGUGGAUGAGCAGUAUCUUUCCUCAACUCUCUCACCAAAUCAGGAUCUGGAUCAUCUCUCUAAAGAGCAGCAACUUCAGGUGAGAGCCUUGUGCAGUACACCAGUAUUCCAGGAGAACCCUGGGCGAACUGACAUCAUUCAGCAUGACAUCAUCUUAAAAGACGGAGCUGUCGUGAAACGCAGGAGCUACAGGUUGCCUGAACGCCUUUUGACCAACCUGAAGGAGGAGGUGGAUCUGAUGCUCUCUCUGGGUGUGAUUGAGCCAUCUAAGAGUGAGUGGUGCAGCCCUGUAGUAUUGGUCCCGAAGAAAGAUGGGAGCAUUAGGUUCUGCAUAGACUUUAGGUACCUGAAUUCAGUCUCCAAGUUUGACUCUUAUCCAACUCCUCGUAUUGAUGAUCUGAUAGAGCGACUGGGAUGUGCCAAAUACCUGACCACCAUAGAUUUAUGCAAGGGCUAUUGGCAGGUCCCACUGACUCGUCACUCCAGAGAGCUGACUGCCUUCCGAACCCCAUGGGGGUUGUUUCAAUUUACUGUUCUACCCUUUGGACUUCAUGGAGCUCCAGCCACCUUUCAGCGCCUCAUGAAUCAGGUACUAUGUGGAGUUUCAGAGUUUGCUGCAGCCUAUUUGGAUGAUAUUGUUAUUUUCAGUAAUACCUGGGAUGAGCACCUUGGACAUUUGGAGAGGGUGCUGGAUUGUCUCCAGGGGGCGGGACUAACUGUCAAUCCUUCCAAAUGUGUCUUUGCUAAACCCGAAACCGACUAUCUGGGCUACAUCAUCGGCAAUGGAAUGAUAAAACCGCAAACUGACAAAGUUUCAGCUAUUCAGUCCUGUCCUUUGCCUGUCACUAAGAAGCAAUUGAGAUCUUUUUUGGGCAUGGCUGGGUUUUAUCACCGGUUCAUCCCUCAUUUUUCGGCCAGGGCAGCAUUACUCACGGACCUAACUGGAGCCAGGAGUCCUAAUAACCUCCAAUGGACCAAAGAGGCAGAAGCAGCUUUUGAGGACAUCAAGCGGGCAUUAAGUAAGAACCCUGUCCUGUACAGUCCAAACUUUCAAAAGCCAUUUAUUCUACAGACAGAUGCUUCUGAUAGAGGUUUGGGGGCAGUGCUUCUACAAGGCCCUCCAGACGACAGACAUCCGGUGGCCUUCAUCAGUCGGAAACUGUUUCCACGAGAGGUUCAGUAUUCAACCGUGGAGAAAGAAGCGCUGGGAAUAAAGUGGGCCCUAGACUCCUUCAAGUACUACCUUCUUGGACGGGAGUUUACACUGGAAACCGACCACAAGGCCCUACAGUGGCUGGCAAGGAUGAAGGACACAAAUGGGAGAAUUACCAGAUGGUACCUAGCCAUCCAACCAUACUACUUCACCAUCCACCACAUCCCAGGAAGGAACAAUUCCACUGCGGACUUCAUCUCUCGCUGUCCCAGCGAGAGUCUUGAGGGGGAGGGUGUGUGAGGGCAGAACCCACUGCCCCACAGCUAAGUUAAGUUCAUUUGUUAUAUUUUUCUUUUGAAUAAACCAUUUCAUUUUAUUUCACACAUUUCAUAACAAAAUUGACUUAAUGACUUGUGCACACAUUUAGUUAAUUUUAUAUUGUUUUGAGUAAUUCUAUUCUUUGAGUUCUGUUUGAGGCCUGAUGCUGGGGCAGAGGCUGGAGCAGGAAACUUCCUGAUGAUGUGGCAGUGGGAGGAGCUGAAGAAGUUCCUGAUGACUUGGAAAGGGAGGAGCAUGGACAACUUCCAUUUGGAGAAGAUGGAGGGGAAAGACGAAGUGUAUUCUUAUGUUGGACUAUUGUUUGUAUUUUUUGGAAUAUGUUAAGCUUGCUUUGAGGUACAAGUUCAGUUUCUGUUGAAGCGU